GCCCAUGCUGCUACGUACCAUGCGCAGUUCCAGAAUGGACACUACAAUAUCGCUUCGACUUCUUAGACGUUUUCUAUGCUAGGAAUACUAACAAGAAAAGUUGUGAUUCGACAAUUGAUAACAUCCUGUGUGAUUUUGGUAUAUCAUCCGAUAAUUUUUAUUGCACAAGACAAUAGACCUAAAGAUCCGAACAAUUAUUUCAUUUAUCCUAAAGCUGCCGGACCUCAGUAUAGCAAUGAUCCCUCCGUCUUCGAGUCGAAUGAGAACUUCACUGUCGGGCAAGCUCAAGCCCAGCCAUUCAAAUGGGUCUCAAAUAUGACCACCAUGGAAAUCAUACUUUGCCAAGAAGGGAACCCAGAUUCAGUCCUAACACAUCCACUUACUGGCUGUUUCGACGGUAGUUCAAGGAACUUCCUCUAUUGGGAUGGCUCUAUAGGUGAUAUUGACCUCAACAAUGGCACCCAGGCUUACUUGGGAGUGUGGAAUUGCUCAGAACCAGGUAGCUCACCAGUGUUCUUUUCCCACUACAUCAAUCUUAUCAAUGCAUCUACUACAUCUAGUACUAUAUCUAGUACUACUACGAUGUCUGCAUCAUCUAUGGCUACAGCCCCAAUGACAUCUUCAACGCCAUCCACCGAAUCUUCUCCUUCCCAGGCUAGCACGCCAUCUACCAACGGGUCAUCAAAUGCAGCGGCGAUCGGAGGUGGCAUUGGAGGCGGCAUAGGGGGAGCUCUCAUAUUGAUUGCUGCGGCAUUUGCAUUUUGGAAAUAUCGAAGUGGAAGAGAUAAGGGUCAGCCAGAAGCCAUCCAGCAAAUUGCAGAUUGGCCAAACCACCCAGAGUACAGCGCCAUGUCUCCAAGUCAAGAUUUGGGAGUAUUCAAGCCAUCCUACCAGCCGUCAGAACUUAGUUCACACUCACAGAGGGUAUCAGAGCUCCCUCCGUCAAGCGUUACAAGAGCCGUAGCUCCGGAUUCGGGACGAGUACAUGAGAUGUUAUGAGACGAACUACGGGAGUUAUCGAAGGGGUUACUUGAUACGUUUAACGGCGCUAAGAUGUUGGGAGGGAAAUACCUAAGUUUAAUUAGAAAUGAUACCUCUGGAGUGGCUUUGCAUUACUAUUAUCCAUUACACCUCGUCAAUAAUUUCAUGGAUCGACACAUAUUGUGUUAGUACAGGACUCAAAUACUUGGUCUUUUAUCUACAGUCUGAUCUGUACCCAAACUCUCGCAGCCAUCGUUGCGUAUCACGUCUUAGCCCAUACAAUAUGUUGUAAGAAAAGGUUAUCGUGAUA
Messenger RNA from Annulohypoxylon truncatum, 1291 nucleotides. RefSeq lists its product as uncharacterized. NCBI's taxonomy places the organism in Eukaryota, Fungi, Ascomycota, Sordariomycetes, Xylariales, Hypoxylaceae. The coding region runs from base 76 to 999 and encodes 307 amino acids. The transcript has 3 exons. The record is from RefSeq and is a predicted model, not a curated record.